AUGAAUAAAAUAAAAGUGCCCACAGAAAAAUGCCUUUCAAACAAUUCCCGGAUUUUGAGUCUCCUGUCACAGCUGGAAAGAAUCAACACCGAAUCAUCAGCCUUGGAUCCUGAUAACACCAGAUUUGUCACAGCGAAAAUCCUCCACUUGGCACAAACUCAAGAAAAAACAAGGAAGGAGAUGACAGCCAAAGGUUCCACUGGUGUAGAAGUGAUACUGUUUACACUGGAGAAUACAAAGGACCUCCAGACAAUCUUAAAUAUUGUAAAUAUUCUCAAUGAAUUGAUGUCAGCUGGUGGAGGAAGACGAAUAAACGUUCUGAUAUCUAAAGGUGGUACACAAAUUUUGCUGCAGUUGCUUCUCAGUGCCAGUAAGGACUCUCCUCCCAAUGAAGAUUUAAUAGUACUUCUCCAUAGUCUGCUUGCAAAGAUAGGACCAAAAGAUAAGAAGUUUGGAGUAAAGGCACGAGUAAGUGGAGCACUAAACAUAUCUCUGAACUUGGUGAAACAAAAUCUGCAAUAUCCAAAGCUACAACUUCCAUGUCUUCAAGUGUUACGGGUAUACUGUAUGAACUCUGUGAAUGCCGUGUACCUUGGCAAAAAUGGAGCAGUUGAACUUCUCUUCAAGAUAAUAGCACCAUUUAGUAAGAAGAAUACCAGCCUCAUGAAGGUCUCCUUAGAUACACUUGCUGCUUUGGUAAAAUCAAAAACAAAUGCCAGAAAAGCAGUAGAUCGAGGAUAUGUCAAUGGGCUCUUAACAACUUAUUUAGACUGGCAUCGUCAUGACACUCGCCAUAGACAUAUGUUGAUCAGAAAGGGCAUUCUCCAGUGCCUUAAAAAUAUUACAAACAUAAAACUGGGUAGAAAAGCUUUCAUUGAUGCCAAUGGAAUGAAAAUUCUCUAUAACACCUCACAGGAUUGCCAGGCUGUUAGGACAUUGGAUCCCCUUGUUAAUACAUCUAGUCUGAUAAUGAGAAAAUGCUUUCCGAAGAAUCGUCUUCCCUUACCAACCAUCAAAAGUGCUUUUCAUUUCCAGCUGCCUAUUAUACCUACAAGUGGACCUGUGGCUCAGAUAUACAACAUGUCUCCUGAAGUUGAUGAUGUAGUUGAUGAGAGUGAUGACAAUGAUGACACAGAAGCAGACACAGAAGCAGAUGCCGAAAAUGAAGAUGAUAAUGAGCAGGUUUUCAAGAAUGAUGACAUAGAGACUGACAUAAGUAAACUCAAACCUGUACAAGAUUUGGAACGAUCUACAGGAGAUCUGAAGAUGUAUGAAUGCUUUUUCCCAGAGUUAAGAGAUGAUUUCCAGGACUUUGAAUUGGUCUCAAAUGAGCCAGUGAGUGGCGCAAACCGUGGUGGACCUAUCAUUGUCCCAACUGCAGAAGAAGAACCCAUUUACAAACCGAGACAUAUCAUUAAAGAGACCAGAAAAGGCAGUAGUAUUUCUUUAGAAGAUGAAUGUAAUAAAAGACCAAACUUCUUAGAUGUGCCAAAGAAAGAAAUAAAGAGAGACCACAAUGGCUCCUUCCAGCAGACUCGGGGUGAUACUGAGAAGUCCUCAUGCUGCUACUUGAACAACGAUGUCGUAAGAGAUCUUGACCGACUCUCACUGCAGAAGUCUUCAGCCAAUAACCUUUGCAAAAAUGGCUCUGCUAAAGACAAGCCUAAUCAUUUUUCUCAUUCCUGCAGUAAACCCUCCCAGAAUUCAUCAUGUGGUAAUAACUUAUUUGAUAAGCAUUCAGUGACCCUGGGUCCUUUGUGUUGCUCUACCGUUUUACCCGAGGAGGAAGACACUAGUCCAUUAAGUAGUCAGGAUUUACAGGGUUUGCUGGAUACUGAAAACGUACUGCCCCUCCAUGAUCCUGAACUUUACAUAGAAAUUGUGAAGAGCACCAAAUCAGUCCCAGAGUAUUCUGAAGUGGCUUAUCCGGACUACUUUGGCCAUGUGCCACCAUUCUUUAAAGAGCCCAUUUUAGAAAGACCUUAUGGUGUACAAAGGACAAAAAUAUCCCAGGAUAUUGAAAGACUGAUUCAUCCAAAUGAUAUAAUAGACCGGAUAAUAUACGAUCUUGAUAAUGCCAGCUGCCCCAUUCCAGAUGAGAGUGAUGUCCUCAAGUUCAAUUCCAAAUUUGAGUCUGGGAAUCUGCGGAAGGUCCUUCAGAUAAGAAAAAAUGAAUAUGAUCUCAUCUUGAACUCCGAUAUAAACAGCAAUCAUUACCACCAGUGGUUUUACUUUGAAGUUAGUGGCAUGAAGACUGGAACUGCUUAUCGCUUUAACAUAAUUAAUUGUGAGAAAUCCAACAGCCAGUUUAAUUACGGCAUGCAGCCACUCAUGUAUUCUGUGCAGGACGCAUUGAUUUCCAGGCCUUGGUGGGUUCGUGUUGGGACAGACAUUUGUUAUUACAAAAAUAAUUUCUCCAGAAGUUCAAUAGCUACAGGAGGUCAGAAGGGAAAGUCAUACUACACCAUGACAUUCACUGUGGUUUUCCCACAUAGAGAUGAUGUCUGCUAUUUUGCUUACCACUAUCCUUACACGUAUUCUACAUUGAAGAUGCACCUGCAAAAACUGGAGUCUCUGCACAAUCCGCAGCAGAUCUACUUUCGCCAAGACGUAUUAUGUGAAACUCUAGCUGGAAAUGGAUGCCCAGUAGUCACCAUAACAGCUAUGCCAGAGUCCAAUUACUAUGAACAUGUCUAUCAGUUCCGAAACCGACCCUACAUCUUUCUCACUUCCAGAGUUCAUCCUGGGGAGACCAAUGCCAGUUGGGUUAUGAAAGGGACCCUGGAGUUUCUUAUGGGCAACAGUGUGACUGCACAGAACCUGCGGGAAUCCUAUAUUUUUAAAAUUGUUCCAAUGCUAAACCCUGAUGGAGUGAUCAAUGGAAAUCAUCGUUGUUCUUUAAGUGGGGAGGAUCUGAACAGGCAGUGGCAAGAUCCUAAUUUGGAUUUGCACCCUACAAUUUACCACACCAAAGGCCUUCUACAGUAUUUGGCAUCAAUCAAACGAGCACCCAUAGUUUACUGUGAUUACCAUGGGCACUCUCGUAAGAAAAAUGUCUUCAUGUAUGGCUGCAGUAUUAAGGAGACGGUGUGGCAUACAAAUGCUAGCGCCGCUUCUUGUGACAUGGCGGAAGACAAUGGCUAUAGGACCCUCCCUAAAGUUCUAAGCCAGAUUGCUCCAGCAUUUUGCAUGAGCAGCUGUAGUUUUGUGGUUGAGAAGUCCAAGGAAUCUACGGCCCGUGUAGUGGUGUGGAGAGAGCUGGGUGUCCAGAGAAGUUACACAAUGGAAAGCACACUGUGUGGUUGUGACCAGGGGAAGUACAAGGGCUUGCAGAUUGGGACAAAGGAGCUAGAAGAGAUGGGCGCUAAAUUCUGCGUAGCAUUAAUUCGCUUAAAGAGACUGACCUCUCCCAUGGAAUUUAGCCUGCCUCCAAGCCUACUUGAUAUCGAGAAUGAUCUGAUCGAGUCCAGCUGCAAGGUUGCAAGUCCCACUACCUAUGUCUUGGAAGAUGAUGAGCCACGCUUUCUGGAGGAAGUAGAUUACAGUGCAGAAAGCAAUGAUGAUGGUGAUCCCGAUCUACAAGACACUGCUGUGGACUUUGAAAUCUCUGCAGUGGAUGACGAAAGCUUUUCAGAUCCUGAAGCUACACGAACGAACUCAGAAACAACACAUAACCAGAAAGUAUGUUAACAUCACAUGGGAUUGGCAGCAAAUGUUUUGGCAGGUGGUAUCAACCACAGAUUGGUGUAGUUCAAGCCAAUGAAAAGAAUAAAGGUGUUGCUGGCUUGAGCAAACAUUCUGUUCAGUUUCCUUUGGAUUGUGCUGUUUCCGCUCUGGGCAUAUAAAAGUAGCUUCGCUUGUUUCCCCGUCUAUAUUGCAUGGCUUUAAUGGCAGACUUGCUGCAAAUAAAUUCUUCAACUUUGAUGGUGUACAGGUGGCUGACAUCUCCAAAAAGCCGUUCUGUAUUGUCUAUUCCAUAUUGUAUAAUAUUUCUUGCUAUAAAACCAUACCGUACGUCUGUGUGUAAUUUAUUCAUAUUUGCACUGUUCAGGUUGUAAAACUUGGAAACUUUGGUUAAAGUCUCAGUAUACACAUUAUUGUAUUAACUCCAGCUCAUUUACUACACUGCUUUUUAUUUUGACUUGUUUGUGUUUGUUAUCUGU
Nanorana parkeri is the source of this 4163-nucleotide messenger RNA. It is a transcript of the gene AGTPBP1, whose product is annotated as ATP/GTP binding protein 1. Gene Ontology annotation, molecular function: zinc ion binding; metallocarboxypeptidase activity. Gene Ontology annotation, biological process: protein side chain deglutamylation; proteolysis; C-terminal protein deglutamylation. The transcript is spliced from 25 exons. Bases 1 to 3690 code for a protein of 1229 amino acids. The record is from RefSeq and is a predicted model, not a curated record. NCBI's taxonomy places the organism in Eukaryota, Metazoa, Chordata, Amphibia, Anura, Dicroglossidae.